Messenger RNA from Bactrocera neohumeralis, 1161 nucleotides. RefSeq names its product transmembrane protein 141. NCBI's taxonomy places the organism in Eukaryota, Metazoa, Arthropoda, Insecta, Diptera, Tephritidae. The transcript has 2 exons. The record is from RefSeq and is a predicted model, not a curated record. The coding region runs from base 733 to 1044 and encodes 103 amino acids.
AUUGUCUAUGUAAUAGCGAAGCCGGUUGCUUGAGUAACGGUACUUCUUCUUCUUCUUAAUUGGUACUAGACAUUUUUAAUUCUUAAAGCUGACAUUCAGUAAUAGUUAGAAGCCAGUUGUAGUGUGUUUUUGAGUGUCGAGUUAUCAGUGUACUAAUUUCAGUAAAAUAAACUCCCGUACAACGAUUGAGCAGCAGAAAUUGGUCAUAAACCAUUUCAAAAAUUUAAAAUCACAGCAAAAAAAACUUUUCCUUUUUGUUACAAACUUCGUGGUGAACUUACUGCACCCUGUUAGAGGUAUAUUUACAUAAAAUGCAAUAAAAUUGAUUGGUAAUUGCCAGUUCACACAUGGACUCUUUUGCCGACUAAGCGGUUUUUUGUAGGCGAGGGGACGACGAGGAAAAACGAAAGGACCGUGCCUCCUCUGCUCGGGUGGGCGGUUUGCUUUCUUCUUCGUAACAGUUGUGUUUUAUAAUGAUACUUGUUCUCUGCAUAGAGUGACACCAAAAGAGAAUUUAUCGAAAAUGAGGGACAAAAGAGUCCCAUGUAAACGCCAGCUAUUGAAUUACCCUAUUGAAAAGGUACAACAUCACUAUUCGUAGCAAAUUUUUGACAAGCUACUCGCAAAUCAGCUGUUAUAGCGCAUUCAAAAUCGUAUGUAAAUAAUUCUUUAAAAAAAAUACUUUUUAAAUAUAUAAUAAUUUUGAAAAAUAAAGAGUAAUCAUUUAGGAGCAUGAAUGACAUAAAACGUUUAAAGGAUCAACAACGCGAUAAACAUCCUGGUUUCGACGCAUAUUUAAAUUGCAUGACUAGAGCACUUUUCUCAGGUCUAGCUUCGUUUUGCCUGACUUUUUCCGGUAGUUAUUUUACACAAAAAGUUGUACGUACAAAAAUUUACUACCCUAUUCAAUACAGCGUGCUAGUGUCGGCAUUAGCGGCAAUUGGUGUAUCCUACAUGACCACUACAACGCGCACUAAAGCUUGUCAAGCAGCUUGGAUGGCAGCGGAAGAUAAGCAUUCUGUGCUGAAAGAAGACAUUUAUUAAAGGAGUAUAAGUGAAAUUUAAAAAAAAAGAUAUAUAAAUAAUUUAUAAAACAUACGCUAUUUAUUAAUUAUAUUUGAAUAUAUUAUUAUAACAAUGUGGUUUAGAAAUUUUGCAACA